Chaetomium globosum CBS 148.51 is the source of this 1284-nucleotide messenger RNA. RefSeq lists its product as uncharacterized. Lineage: Eukaryota; Fungi; Ascomycota; Sordariomycetes; Sordariales; Chaetomiaceae. Gene Ontology annotation, molecular function: FAD binding. The transcript is spliced from 5 exons. The record is from RefSeq and is a predicted model, not a curated record. The coding region runs from base 1 to 1284 and encodes 427 amino acids.
AUGAAGUCCCUCUGGAUGCUCCUGGGUUGUGCGCUGAGUGCCCAUGCGGCAGGGGUUGACAAAUGUUGUGCUCAACUACAUCGGGAGCUCGGCAUAAAAAUCAGCUUUCCCGGCCAGACUGUUUAUAACGCCACGCAAGACACGUACUGGUCUCUGCAGGAGUCUGGGCUGAAGCCAGGCUGCAUCUUGCGACCCUCGGUGGCCCAAGAUGUAGCUCGGGCCGUCUCAGUCAUUACCGCGAAUGACGGUUGCCAUUUUGCAAUCAAAGGCCAAGGUCAUGCUCCCGCGGCUGGCUUUGCAAACAUAGACGGCGGCGUCACGAUCGACAUGACGGGCUUGAAUACCACCGCCCUGACCCAUGACCGUUCGGUUGUCAGAGUCGGAGCCGGAGCUGCUUGGCUUCAGGUUUAUCAAUAUCUUGAUCCUUUUAAUGUUUCAGUUGCUGGUGGGCGCAAUGGCCUGGUUGGUGUGGGAGGGCUGACCCUGGGAGGAGGAAUCUCACAUUUCACUACCCGUGUCGGGUGGGCUUGUGAUAAUGUCGACAAUUUUGAGAGAGGUCCAGUCUUCGAGGCCUUCACCGACAUUGCAACGUCCCCGAGCUUUGAUAUCUACGCCUCCCUCGUCACGGCGUUUCGCUAUAACUCUACUGUAAAAUCAUGGGCCAUCAGCAACUCGGCCGUGUAUACCCGUCCUGUAUCUCACCCGCCGGUGUUUGAUGGCAUUGCCGCCGUGCCCAGCGUUUCAAACAGUUCGCGGAUAACAUCGCUGGCUUCCUUUGCUGACGAAGCUCCCACACCACCCUUAAAUUGGCUUUUUUCCACGGUGACUUUGAAACCCUCCACCGAGUUCAUGCUCGAGGUGUUUGAUAUCCUCAACAGCACCUUGUACGCCGUCAACCCCCAGGGCGGCAUCGUGUGGGCCAUCGCCUUUGAACCACUCCCAUCGGCUGUCUCGUCUUACGCGGCCAACACCGGAGGCAACGUUCUCGGUACCCGACCCGAAGACGGAAAUAGUUACGUCAUACUUAUCUCGGCGCUCUGGCCGAACCCUGCGGCCAACACGGCGGCUGAAGAAGCCUCCCGCCAGGCUAUCUCCAGAAUCGAAUCCCGAGCCAGGGCAAAGGGACUGCUGAGGAAGUUCCAGUAUCUCAACUAUGCUGCACCAUAUCAAACACCUCUCGUUUCUUACGGCGCCAAGGAGUUUGAGUUCCUCAAGCGAGUGAGCAGCAAAUACGAUCCGCUCGCCUUGUUUCAAAGACGUGUUCCUGGGGGGUUCAAACUUUAG